Messenger RNA from Clupea harengus (Atlantic herring), 1076 nucleotides. RefSeq lists its product as uncharacterized. The record is from RefSeq and is a predicted model, not a curated record. NCBI's taxonomy places the organism in Eukaryota, Metazoa, Chordata, Actinopteri, Clupeiformes, Clupeidae. Bases 120 to 1076 code for a protein of 318 amino acids. The transcript has 4 exons.
CAAUUAGAUCACAAAAAUUAUAUGUAUUAUCUAAAAUCUAAAAUUAAAUCUAAAAUCUAUUUAGUUUGUAUACCCAACUAAAAGAGUCGCGAGACACGCGUUGGUGCAGCUCCCUGUUUAUGAACGAAAUUUCCAAAAUGAGGCUUAAACCAAACAGGGAUGUUUUACUUUUGUGUCUUGGCUUUCUUUGUUUCAGCCAAAUAUGCUGUGUAAGCCUCGAAAUCGUGCGAAGACAAAAGAGACACGGAGAGGAAAAAACAGAUGAUGUUAGAGUGGGGACAAUUAUGUUCGGCAGAGGAGAUAUUCCUGAUUUUGGCCCUGUGAAAAGUGAAGGAAAUCGACACAUUAGCGAGGACACUGCAGACGAUGGCUUUAACAAUCAAGCCGACGCUGGUGGGUUGGUGGGUGGACAAGAUGUCAUUGAUGACUCCAGUUCUAAGACAGCCUGGGCUAGUAUGCGACCAACUGUGUUAUGUACUAAGGACCUCAUGACGUUCUCGGCACAAGGCCCAGGAUCAUCUUCUCUUCAGCUAGACAGAGGAGGAAAACCCCUUUCGCUAAACCAGCUGCCGCAGGACUGUGGUUACUCUGUGUACAGGACUGAACUGGGCCUUCUGUUUCUCAUCCCCUAUGAUGGUUGUGAUGUUAUAAAUCAGGGUGGCAACCAUUUGCUCCAGAUGUUAUGGCAAAGCAAUCCAGUAACCCUUUGUUGCCGUAUGUCAACCCAAGCCUCACAAUCUCCUAUGGAUCCACCACUUCAGCCUACUCCUGCUCCAACAGAAGCAACUUCAUCCACUGCCUCUAAGCUUCCUCCACAAAAUCAGCAGCAGCAACAACAGUUGAUGCAGCAGCAUCAGCAGUUGAAUAACCCCUACUUCAUGUACACAGGAUACUCUAACCCUUUCAUGCCAGUGAAGAAUCCCUCCCGAACUACUGAAGCUCCAACUACUACAGAAGCAACUUCAUCCACUGCCUCUAAGCUUCCAACACAUAAUCAGCAGCAGCAACACUCCAACUACAGAAGUGACUUCAUCCACGGCCAUUCCGUCAGAACUGCCAACUACCAGCUGCCCUGA